CGGGGUCCCCGCACCGGAGCGUAGACGCGGGCGGCGCGGCUCCAUCGCGGGGCCUCGGGGGGGGCGCAGACCUGCGGAGCCUGCGGCCGGCGGAAGAUAACAGAACUCAGAAGCUAUGAUGUAUAAGCUAAGAGUCUACACAUCUUUAAUCUUUGCCAGUUUCUGGAAACAAAACACAAUUUUGAUGCCUACGGACUGUCAUAUUUUUAUAAAGCAAAGAAAUGUAGCAGACUUGUGGAUGCAGUGUCUCUACUGUAGAAAAAAGAUGUAAAGUGAUAUAUGUAGAAAAGAAGCUGAGAAAAAAAACGUGAAGUCAUAGAAUGCAAUUUUUGUCAUCUGAAAUUUUGUCAAAUCAGUCUUAUUUUCUGAGCUACCAUUUUCCAUCCACAUUUCUGCUGCUUCUGGUGUGUUAUAUUUUUAAAACCACAUACACAUCUGAAGUUUGAAUGUUUUCCUGAUUGAAGUAAGUCUUCGGCUGUUCCUGGGUGAGAGGAUUUCUGAACACUGACCAAUGCCUUUCGCAGGCUGGAGAAGACAGAGGAAUCCAAAGCAGGCCUGUCCCCCUCUGUGUUGCAGGAGGGACGCACUUGGCUGCUUCCAGGACGCGCUCCUAGACUAAGCUUAGACAGAUGUCCUAGUCCUCAACCAUUGAAGGCACCUUUGAAAAUCAAGUUCUAACUCCUGCUUGUUCAGUAUUCCAGGCAUGUGGAUGGAGCUACGUGUUCUUGUCACUUACGUUUCUGCCUUUGAAACUUGUUUCCAAAAAAUCUGCAGGAGUAGGAAUUAGCUGGCAGCAAUUUCUUCCAUAUCUUAAAGUUUCGUCUUUUCUUGUUCUUAUUCUUGUUGUAGAGGUACACCCGAGUUCUUUUUAUAUAUAUUAAAAAAAUAAAAGGCUCAAUAUCUGAUUUGUUUGACAGGCAAGAAUUGACCUCACUGCCUAGUCUCACUCAACCAUGGUGUUUUGUUUUUUUUUUUUCCCCUGAAGGAAUUUGUUUAUAACCGUCAGUCUCUGGAUCUAAAUCUAAAAGAGGUCCCUUCAAACAGCAAGGAACACUUCUGGGCAGUUGAAGAGCCUCAACCGUUUUUUUAACUGAAUAUCUUGUUUCUUGGGUGGCUCUAGGAGGAGGAGGGAGAGUAAGUGAAGAGAAAGAACUGAAAUAGCUCCUUCCAGAAGAAAAGGGAAGCAAGCUUGGCUGCACACCCAGUCUUACAAAGCAGCAGCCCUGCCUGGGAGCAGGGUGGUGGCCAGGGCAAUGGUGGGAGCCCCGAAGACGCCCCAUGGCUGCUGAGGGGGCUGCCCGGUCAGGGAGCGGAGUGGCGGGCAUGGUGUGCAGUCUCUGGGUCCUGGUGCUGGGGUCCUCAGUUCUGGCGCUGGAAGAGGUACUGCUGGACACCACUGGAGAGACAUCUGAAAUUGGCUGGCUCACCUACCCGCCAGGUGGGUGGGAUGAAGUGAGCGUUCUGGACGACCAGCGACGCCUGACGCGGACCUUCGAGGCAUGCCACGUGGCAGGGGCCCCGCCAGGCACCGGGCAGGACAACUGGCUGCAGACACACUUUGUGGAGCGACGAGGAGCGCAGAGGGCACACAUCCGACUGCACUUCUCCGUGCGGGCGUGCGCCAGCCUGGGCGUGGCCGGGGGCACCUGCCGGGAGACCUUCACCCUUUACUACCGCCAGGCCGAGGAGCCCGAUGGCCCCGACAGCAUUUCCGCCUGGCACCUCAAACGCUGGACCAAGGUGGACACCAUUGCCGCGGACGAGAGCUUCCCCGCCUCCUCGGCGUGGGCGGUGGGCCCGCGCGGGGCCGGGCAGCAGCGCGCCGGGCUGCAGCUCAACGUCAAAGAGAGGAGCUUCGGCCCCCUCACCCAGCGCGGCUUCUACGUGGCCUUCCAGGACACGGGGGCCUGCCUGGCCCUCGUGGCGGUCAAGCUCUUCUCCUACACCUGCCCGUCCGUCCUCCGCGCCUUCGCCUCCUUCCCUGACACGCAGGCCAGUGGGGCCGGGGGCGCCUCCCUGGUGGCAGCCGUGGGCACCUGUGUGGCUCACGCAGAGCCGGAGGAGGAUGGAAGCGGAGGCCAGGCAGGGGGUAGCCCCCCCAGGCUGCACUGCAAUGGGGAGGGCAGGUGGAUGGUAGCGGUUGGGGGCUGCCGCUGUCAGCCAGGGCACCAGCCAGCCCGUGGAGACAAGGCCUGCCAAGGCUGCCCUGAGGGGUCCUACAAGGCCUUGGCUGGGAACGCGCCCUGCUCACCGUGCCCUGCCCGCAGCCAUGCCCCCGAUCCUGCAGCCCCUGUUUGCCCCUGCCGUGAGGGCUUCUACAGGGCCAGUUCAGACCCCCCAGAGGCCCCCUGCACCGGCCCUCCAUCGGCUCCCCGGGAGCUUUGGUUCGAGGUGCAAGGCUCAGUGCUCAUGCUGCACUGGCGCCUGCCUCAGGAGCUGGGGGGACGAGGGGACCUGCUCUUCAAUGUCGUGUGCAAGGAAUGUGGAGGCCACCAGGAGCCAGGCACGGGCACCGGGGGCGCUUGUCGCCGCUGCAGGGAUGAGGUGCACUUCGACCCCCGCCAGAGGGGCCUGACCGAGAGCCGAGUGUUAGUUGGGGGGCUCCGGGCACAUGUGCCCUACAUCUUGGAGGUGCAGGCUGUGAAUGGGGUGUCAGAGCUCAGCCCCGACCCUCCCCAGGCUGCCGCCAUCAACGUCAGCACCAGCCACGCAGUUCCCUCUGCAGUCCCUGCACUGCACCAGGUGAGCCGGGCCUCCAACAGCAUCACGGUGUCCUGGCCACAGCCGGACCAGGCCAACGGGAACAUCCUGGACUAUCAGCUCCGCUACUACGACCAGGCAGAAGAUGAAUCCCACUCCUUCACCCUGACCAGCGAGACCAACACGGCCACCGUGACACAGCUGAGCCCUGGCCACAUCUAUGGCUUCCAAGUGCGGGCGCGGACUGCCGCAGGCCACGGCCCCUAUGGCGGCAAGGUCUAUUUCCAGACGCUGCCUCAAGGUGAGCUGUCCACCCAGCUCCCAGAGAGACUCUCCUUGGUGAUCGGGUCCAUCCUGGGGGCCUUGGCCUUCCUCCUGCUGGCGGCCAUUACCGUGUUGGCUGUUGUCUUCAAGAGGAAGCGGCGUGGGACAGGCUACACAGAGCAGCUGCAGCAGUCCAGCAGUCCAGGGCUUGGGGUGAAGUAUUACAUCGACCCUUCCACAUAUGAGGACCCCUGCCAGGCCAUCCGAGAAUUUACCAGGGAGGUGGAUCCUGCAUAUAUCAAGAUCGAGGAGGUCAUUGGGGCAGGCUCCUUUGGAGAAGUACGCAGGGGCCGCCUGCAGCCCCGGGGACGGCGGGAGCAGGCCGUGGCCAUCCAGGCCCUGUGGGCUGGAGGUGCUGAGAGCCUACAGAUGACCUUUCUGGGCCAGGCUGCAGUACUGGGCCAGUUCCAGCACCCCAACAUCCUGCGGCUGGAGGGCGUGGUCACCAAGAGCCGGCCCCUCAUGGUGCUGACGGAGCUCAUGGAGCUGGGCCCCCUGGACAGCUUCCUCAGGCAGCAGCGGGAGGGCCAGUUCAGCAGCCUGCAGCUGGUGGCCAUGCAGCGGGGGGUAGCGGCUGCCAUGCGGUACCUGUCCAGCUUCGCCUUCGUGCACCGCGCGCUCUCCGCCCACAGCGUGCUGGUGAAUAGCCACCUGGUGUGCAAAGUGGCUCGUCUUGGCCACAGUCCUCAGGGCCCAAGUUGCAUGCUUCGCUGGGCAGCCCCAGAGGUCAUUGCCCACGGAAAACACACCACCUCCAGUGACGUGUGGAGCUUUGGGAUAGUGAUGUGGGAAGUGAUGAGUUAUGGAGAGCGGCCCUACUGGGACAUGAGUGACCAGGAGGUACUAAAUGCAAUAGAGCAGGAGUUCCGGCUUCCCCCACCUCCAGGCUGUCCUCCUGGACUACAUCUGCUUAUGCUAGACACUUGGCAGAAGGACCGUACCCAGCGGCCUCAUUUUGACCAGCUGGUGGCUGCGUUUGACAAGAUGAUCCGAAAGCCAGACACUCUGCAGGCUGAUGGGGGCCCCGGGGACAGACCCUUCCAGGCCCUUCUGAACCCUGUGGCUCUGGACUUUCCUUCUCUGGACUCACCCCAGGCCUGGCUUUCGGCCAUCGGACUGGAGUGCUACCAAGACAACUUCUCCAAGUUUGGUCUCUGCACCUUCAGUGAUGUGGUUCAGCUCAGCCUGGAAGACCUGCCCGCCCUGGGCAUCACACUGGCUGGCCACCAGAAGAAGCUGUCGCACCAUAUCCAGCUCCUGCAGCGGCACCUGAGGGAGCUGGGCUCACUGGAGGUCUGAGGCCUGGGUGGGCAGCUGUGAGUGGACGAUGCCUGUGUCCCAGCCCCGGACACAGGUCCAAGGAGUGACCGUGCAACACUAGAGCCCGUCUCUGUCUUGGCCUCAGCGAGAGGCACUCACCACACUACACCCAACCCUCUGGACACUUCACUCCCUAGUCCUCCGCCCUCCUCCGCCCUCCCCCCGCAUUAAAGGGAAAGAAGAAACUUUGCAAGUUG
Molecule: messenger RNA, 4541 nt
Organism: Leptonychotes weddellii (Weddell seal)
Lineage: Eukaryota; Metazoa; Chordata; Mammalia; Carnivora; Phocidae
Source: RefSeq, a predicted model, not a curated record